Messenger RNA from Polypterus senegalus (gray bichir), 9204 nucleotides. Its product is annotated as rapamycin-insensitive companion of mTOR-like. NCBI's taxonomy places the organism in Eukaryota, Metazoa, Chordata, Cladistia, Polypteriformes, Polypteridae. Gene Ontology annotation, cellular component: TORC2 complex. Gene Ontology annotation, biological process: TORC2 signaling; positive regulation of phosphatidylinositol 3-kinase/protein kinase B signal transduction. Bases 302 to 5257 code for a protein of 1651 amino acids. The transcript has 37 exons. Gene Ontology annotation, molecular function: protein serine/threonine kinase activator activity. The record is from RefSeq and is a predicted model, not a curated record.
GCCUCUGUUCCCUCUAAACAAUCUACAGUUUCAUAUGGCACUUGAUGAAGUCCACACUUGUAUCACUCUAGGGGAAACAGAAAUGCCAAGUGUCGAGUCAGUAUCCUGUAAUGCCUAAGAUUCCAAAUCAUCUCUGACAUCUCAUUCCAUGGACAGGAACAGUAGCUUCAUCAAGGCUAUCAUAGUGACACAGUAGGACAGUGAGAAGAUAAACAGUGGAAUUACAUCAGUAACUGAAGACCCUGCUGACAACUUGCGGGAAAUUCUCCAGAAUGUGGCCAAACCCCAAGGCGUUUCCAACAUGAGAAAGUUAGGCCAUCUGAACAAUUUUAUUAAGCUUCUCUGCAAUUUUGGCCACAGUGAAGAGAAGUUAGGCUUUACAUAUGAAGAAAUUAUUAUAUGCUUGCGAUUAGCAUUAUUAAAUGAAGCAAAAGAGGUGAGAGCAGCAGGUCUCCGAGCUUUGCGAUAUCUCAUCCGAGAUACCAGUAUUUUACAGAAGGUGCUACAAUUUCGAGUGGAUUACUUAAUAGCUAGGUGCAUAGAUAUACAGCAGAGUAAUGAAGUAGAGCGGACGCAGGCACUUCGCUUAGUUCGAAAGAUGAUCACUGUGAAUGCUGCACUUUUCCCAAGCUCCAUUACCAACUCCUUAAUCGCUUUAGGAAAUGAUGGUUUACAAGAGAGGGAUCGUAUGGUCCGAGCAUGUAUUGCUAUUAUCUGCGAAUUAGCACUUCAGAAUCCAGAAGUUGUAGCCCUGAGGGGGGGUUUGAGUACCAUUUUAAAGAAUGUAAUUGACUGCCAGCUCAGCAGAAUAAAUGAGGCUCUGAUCACAACAAUUUUGCACCUUCUUAAUCACCCAAAGACACGACAGUAUGUGCGUGCUGAUGUAGAAUUAGAGCAAAUUUUAGCACCUUACACGGAUUUUCACUACAGACAUAACCCAGAUACAGCUGAAGGGCAGGUCAAAGAAGACCGAGAAGCCCGAUUUGUGGCUAGCAAAAUGGCAAUAGUGGCAGCUUUCCGUUCUUGGUCAGGAAUUAUUAACCUGUGUAAGCCAGGUAACUCUGGCAUCCAGUCUUUGCUUGGUUUGCUUUGUAUACCAAAUAUGGAAGUACGGAAAGGGUUAUUGGAAGUAUUGUAUGACAUUUUUCGACUCCCUAUUCCAAUAGUAACGCAAGAUUUUACUGAAGCUCUUCUUAGUGUUGAUCCUAGUAGAUUUCAAGAUAGCUGGAGGCUAUCAGAUGGAUUUGUGGCAGCUGAGGCAAAACUUCUUCUUCCUCAUCGAGCCCGAUCAAGACCAGACUUGAUGGACAAUUAUCUGGCAUUGGUGCUUUCUGCUUUUAUUCGUAGUGGACUUCUAGAAGGUUUAGUUGAAGUCAUAACAAGCAGUGAUGACCAUGUAUCUGUUAGGGCAACUAUCCUUUUGGGAGAGCUUUUGCACAUGGCCAACACAAUACUUCCCCAUUCACACAGCCACCAUUUGCACUGCCUUCCAACACUCAUGAAUAUGGCAGCAUCUUUUGAUAUCUCACAGGAGAAAAGAAUGCGAGCCAGUGCUGCAGUAAAUUGCCUGAAACGCUUCCAUGAAAAGAAGAAGAGAGGUCCAAAGCCCUACAGCCUCUACUUGGACCAUAUUGUUAAGAAAUCAAUGGCAGCACACUACAAGAGAGACCAAUAUCAAAGAGUACAAAAAGAUAUUUUUGUCCUAAAGGAUACAGAGGAAGCACUUAUGAUGCAUCUCAGAGACAGUAAUAUCUUGGUGCACAAGCAGAAUUUAGACUGGAACUGGGACCUCAUAGGAACUAUUCUUAAGUGGCCAAAUAUAAAUCUCCGUAACAACAAAGAUGAACAGAUGCACAGAUUUGUGAGGAGAUUAUUGUAUUUCUUCAAACCCAGCAGUAAACUGUAUGCCAAUUUAGAACUGGAUCACAGUAAAUCUAAGCAGCUAACUGUUGUGGGAUGCCAGUUUGUUGAGUUUCUUCUUGAAUCAGAUGAGGAUGGGCAGGUGUAUCUUGAAGAUUUUGUAAAGGAUAUUGUACAAUGGCUGUCAUCCUAUUCAGGGGUAAAACCAGAUCGCAGCCUUCAGAACAAUGGUCUGCUUAACACACUUUGUCAACAUUAUUUCCUUUUCUUGGGAACUUUAUCCUCUCAUCCCCAUGGAGUCAAGAUGCUUGAAAAGUGUAGCGUCUUUCAAUGUUUGCUUAAUCUGUGCUCUUUGAAGAACCAGGACCACUUAUUAAAGCUGACUGUUUCUACGUUAGACUAUAGUAGGGAUGGACUGGCAAGAGUCAUUCUGUCAAAAAUUCUAACAGCCUCUACAGAUAACUGCAGACUUUAUGCAACAAAGCAUCUGAGGGUUUUACUCAGAGCCAAUGUUGAAUUUUUCAGUAACUGGGGAAUUGAAUUAUUGGUAACACAGUUACAUGACAAAAACAAAAGUAUUUCUUCAGAGGCUCUAGAUAUUCUUGAUGAGGCUUGUGAAGAUAAGGCCAAUCUUCAUGCUUUGAUUCAGCUGAAGCCAGCUUUGUCCCAUCUUGGUGAUAAGGGAGUACUGCUACUUUUACGAUUUCUUUCCAUUCCAAAAGGCUUUUCCUAUUUAAAUGAGAGGGGUUAUGUAACCAAACAGCUUGAAAGGUGGCAAAAGGAAUAUAAUUUGAAAUAUGUGGAUCUUAUUGAAGAACAACUUAAUGAAGCACUCACUACCUACCGAAAGCCUGUAGAUGGAGACAACUAUGUCCGUCGGAGCAAUCAAAGGUUACAAAGGCCAAAUGUCUUUCUUCCUAUUCAUCUAUAUGGUCAGUUGGUCCAUGAUAAAACAGGGUGUCAUCUUAUAGAGGCUCAGAGUGUUGUUCCAGAUUUAAGCUACACUGUUCGAUCACCAAUGCUGGACAAGUGGGAUGGUAUUAAACAGCUGAAAGCGGCACUUUGGGCCCUGGGUAACAUUGGCUCAUCAAACUGGGGUUUAAAUCUUCUUCAGGAAGAGAAUGUCAUUCCAGAUAUAAUUGCUCUUGCCCAGCAUUGCGAGGUUCUAUCUAUCAGAGGAACCUGCUUAUAUGUUCUUGGUUUAAUUUCUAAAACUAAACAAGGUUGUGAAAUCUUGAAGCAACACAAUUGGGAUGCAGUUCGACAUAGUCGAAGGCAGCCUUGGCCAGUUGUCCCUGAUGAAAUGGAGCAACUAUGCAAUGAACUACCCUCCGUGCCAAGCACUCUUAGCUUGAACUCAGAAUCCACAAGCUCCAGGCACAAUAGUGAAAGUGAAUCUACACAGCCCAGCAUGUAUAUUUUGGAUGAUGACAGAUGUGAUGUGGAUCUCACAGAUGAUCAACCAAUCUACAUACGUCCAAAACCUGUCAAAGACCGGAGUCCAUUUACUAUUAUUGCUCCAUCUCGGUUGAGGACACGCUUUCUUAUUUCUCUACAAUUACCCAUCAAGAAACAGCGUAGUAGUAGUGACUCCAAGGGAGGAAAGUUGCUUAUGGAGCCAAAAUCAGAUUCAAGGCGCAACCGUGCUGUCACAGAACCUUCCAGUUAUUCACAGGGGGAUGUCUUUACACCUGUUUUUAAUGGUGGCCGCAUUCCAGAAAGUCCAACUAUGAGCUUAGUGACUUCUUUUGUUGGGGGCAGAAUAUCUGAUGACAGAGGAAGCACCCCAAGUAUUGGGGAAUCAGAUAUAAAACUCUCAAAAGAACUGGGAAAUGAAAACCUUAGAAAUCACACAAGUAGAGAGAGAUUGGUGGGUGAUAGUUCCACUAGCACCCAGUUUAAAAGUCGAAGCCAAAGCUUUAAUACGGACACAACGACCAGUGGUAUUAGUUCAAUGAGCUCGAGUCCUUCUCGGGAAACAGUUGGCGGAGUUGACACAGCAACAAUUGAUACAGACUCUGGAAGUAUGAAUACAGUAGUUAGCACAAGAACUGUAAAAACCAUUCAUUCCCUCACUCCUCAGAUGAACCACUUGCCUCUUUCAAAAUCAAACUCUGUCUCCCUGGUACCUCCAGGGUCUUCCCACACACUUCCUAGAAGAGCCCAGUCUUUAAAAGCUCCAUCAAUGUCUACAGUAAAAAGCUUUGGAGACAGCCAGUUCAUGUAUACAAGCCCAAUAGAUGCCUUUGGAUACACUACACUUAAAAGGAUUGAGCAACAAAGAAUGCAACUGCACCCCUCUCUUUCAUAUUCAGAAGCACUUGCAUCUCCAGCAAAGGAUGUGCUUUUUACUGAUACCAUAACCAUGAAAACUGGCAGUUUGGAUUCCAGGUUGACACACCAAAGGUUCAUGAAAACAUUAAGCUUUGCGUCACUUGAUAAAGAAGAUUUAUUAAGUCCAAUCAAUAAAAACACACUUCAGCGCUCAUCCUCAGUUCGGUCAAUGGUUUCUAAUGCCACGUUUGGUGGUUCUGAUGAUUAUAUUGGUUUGGUAUUACCCAUGGACAUUAACGAUAUGUUUCAGGUAAAAGAAAUCCCAUAUUUUCAGCAGCGGACAAGUCCACCUUCUGAAGAGCGAUUUGCAAAAUUUUUCUUCAGUGAAUCAGAAGGUUCUGGUGAGUUUGUUCGCAGUCCUUUGCAGGCACUGAGACAACAGAUCAGUAUAACGGAGCUUAUGAACACAAGUCGUUCUGACCAAGCGCAGCUGCUAGGAAACAUGGAGGACACAGGCCUACAGGAACACACAGAGGAGAAUUGCCUUUACUGUGUUUGUGUUCAUGUUAUGGGUUGCCAAGCUAAUAACCACCUCAACUCUACGUUGAACCGUACAGAUUUCACUGACAAUUCAUAUUCAGAUUGGUGUGGACCUACUAUUCACAAUCAUCUGGAAGUAACACAGUCAAAAUUUUCUGGGAUUUCUGGAUGUAGUGAUGUUGUAUCCCAAGGUUCAGCAGGCAGCACGCGGAGUACUGAAUUGUUGCUAGGAGGAAAGUCAAUUUCUGAAGACACCCCAGCAUGCCGUGUUCUGUUGCGUAAAGAAGUCUUACGUCUGGUUGUUAAUUUGAGCAGUUCAGUCGGAACAAAAGGGCAUGAAACAGGACUUCUUACAAUCAAAGAAAAGUUCCCGCAUGCUUUUGAGGAUAUAUGCCUGUAUUCUGAGGUCUCCCACCUGUUGGCACAUUGCAUGUUUCGACUACUGUCUCGAAGGUUUAUUCAAGAACUUUUUCAGGAUGUGCAGUUUACUCCGAUGUAUGAAGAAGCGGAGACCAUUUUGGCAGCACCACCAAAGCAAGUAGCAAUAGAUUCCACAGAUCUAAGCACUGAUCCUGCCUUCUAGCGUUUUGAACUGUUAUUUAAUCUUUAUUUAAUUUGCUUCUUAUUGUCCCUGUGAACGUUUCAUUAACUACACUACAAACAAUGGAAUGACUGGCAAUGAUUGGAAACUGAAGAAGUCCCGGUCACAUGAACAAAUUACAAUUAUCUUCUACACUUUUGAUGGUCGUUUCUGGAUACCACAUUGUUACCAAAUGCUGAUGCGGACUAUCAAAUGAGUUUAGCACUGAACACAUAAGGAAUUCUUAGAAAUUAACUGAAUUUCACCUUUUGUUAGCCCUUCAUAUCACUACACUUGGAUUUUGGCUUCAGUCUUAAAAUGCCAGAAAUCCAUUAAGGGCUCACUAAAUAUUUUUAAAGUACAUUGUAGUUUAAUAUAGAACAUUCUUUUAUUUAUAGUUUAAUGUUUUACUUUUUAAGGGAGCAGGGUGUGUUUUUUUUUUUCUUCUUCUUCUUAUAAACUUUCCAGGCUUUCCAAAGUUUAUGAUCAAAGCACCAUUAAAGGAAGUAAAAGCCAGAGCAAUGUGCUUUCACUACAGUAUUUUUUAAAAUUCCUUUUGACAAUCACUUUUUCAGAGAUGCAAUAAGUAUGACUUAAUUAUAUACAAAUGUCUAACUAUAAAUGCAUUUUUUUCCUUUCCCGAAUAUUGUGAAUUUUAAACACGAUCUGAACAAUAUUUAAAACAUGAAUGUCUGCAGUGUAUAUUAACAUUUGAAAAAUAUGAUUCUGUUGUCGGGCGACGCUGUAGUGAAACAUUAAUGUACCAAAAUAUAAAAAUAAUUCUCUUCUACCAUUGGGUCUAUUUUAGGGCAGGUGUGUUUGCUUGGCCUUUGUUUUAUUAGUCAGAUUGCUGUAUUUGUUUAAGGACUGGAGUGAGCAGUCAAAGAGAGUACAUGAUUGAUCUAUAGUAUAAUUGAUCUUUUGGACAGCUACAGUAAGUGCCAUAUUGUUUCGUGUUGGGACUUGUGUGAGCAAAUGAAACUCUAUCCCAUAUGUUUAAAAUUUCUGUCCUCUUUCAGAAAUGUCAAUGUUUUUAGUAUGUAGACUGACCGCAGAGGUUUUACUUAUUUUUUUUUUUUGUCUAUUUAAAACUUAUGCAUUAUAUCUUCAGACAUGAAAAACAAAUGUAACAAGCGUAAAAAGAAAGUGGAUAUGGUUGUCAGGACAACUAUAGACUUACAUACAUACAAUAGUUUAAGAUUUUCAUUUUCUUUUUACUGAUUUUCACCAUCAAAACAGUUCAAAUUCAAUACAUGUAAAGUAGAUGUGAAAUAUUUCUCUAAAAUAAUGUGUUAAUGGUUACAGCAUUCUAAUAUUAAUACAAAGAAACCAUGUCGAGUAUUGUAUUUUAAUGUCAUGAAUUUCACACAGUGUUUUACAAUUUUGCGUAAGGUGAAUUUUUAUACUUGCUAUGCAAUGUGUCCCACAGGAGUCGUGGUGAACACGGGUACCUUGCUUUUUGUGGGGUUACUUUACAUGAAUCAUUCUCUGGCUGGACCACAUUCUGUUUUGCCUAGCAUCUUAAUUUAUUUAACAUGUCGUUCGUAAAAUUGCCAGCACUGCAUAGAUAAGAGACUUCUGCCAAACAAUUCUUGUUUGACAGCUUUAACUGACUACUACACUGAACAUUGCUGUUGGAUUAUAGUCUUUAAAUGCCCAACUAUAUAUUUGCACAGGUAUUGCUUUUAAGUAGCAUAUUGAUCAUGAAAAUCGUUAAACAUUCCUCUCAUUUUAUUCAGCAAAACGCAUACAGGUUGAGGACUUAAAAUUUCCAACAUGAUGAAUAGUUCUAUAUUUCAGUGCUAGUCAUGUUGUGGAUCACAAUUCAAAACUAGCCCAAUUUAACCUUAGUUAUCAUGAAAUAUCAUGUCUCAGAAAUGGCAAAAAGGAAAUUGCAAUAUUUAUUUUAUUGUAUGUGAAUGAAUUUUUAAAAAAAUGAAUGGAUCAAUUGAUAUUUUACUGUCUUGUUUUAUAUGCUGUCGCACAUUUGCUGAUUAUUAAGAUAUUCUGUAUUUUAAUAUGACUUGUAUGUAAUGCCAAGAUUUAUAGUUUUUUUGUAUUUUAAUAGUAAAGAUUCUGCAAAAUAUAGAAUCUUUGAGAAAUAACCGGGUACGCUAAUAAUGAUUUUCAAGACUAUUUCUGUUUAAGUUCAAAACGAGAUGUAAUCAAGGCCAAUCAUAGUCCAGUCCUAGGACUUAAUUUUUAUAUUCUUGAUCUGAGUAACAGUAACAAUAUUUUUGCAAUUCUGUGGCAGAUUUUUAUUGAAUCGAUUCACACUUUGCAUCCACACUUUCAUAGCAUAGUCAUGUUAUUUCCUUUAUGAUGGUACAUGAAUUUGAAAUUAUUGAUGAGGUAAUGAAGAGUUUAGGAAUGCAAGGAAGAUAAUUAGUGUGAAUUAAGAGACGAGAGUCUCAGAUCAGUGUAGAGUAUGGUGCAAUGUCUUCUUGAAUUGGAACCUAUGCACAAACUAAAGUCACUACAUUUGAAUAGAUACACUUGUGAAUUUUAUCAUUGUCACUGGCACCAUUGCAGCAAUGAAGUCUUAACCUCCUGGACGGCAUGUGUCCAAGUAUUUAUGUAUAUAGAUUUAUGUAACAUAUAUAUACAAUACGGAAUAUAAUAGUCCAAACUAUCUGUGAAAUCCACAUAUUUGGCCACUUCCAAGUCCUUCGAUUGCUACCUUAAUGGUCCUAUACCUGUAUGUGUGACUUUCAUGAAAUAGAUAAGUUUUAUUAGAAAACAUUGUUCCUAAUUAAAGAAUCAGUAUUCAGUAGAACAACAUUCGCAAAAAUGAGCAUUUCUUUUGAAUGAACUUAACAAUUGCUGAUGCAGAUUUUGGAGGAUAUUUGUAUCCUCCAGUAAGAGAACAUGAUCAGAUUGUCCAAGCCUGCUUCUGGAGAAGGCUGACCUAAGAUCUCACGGUACGUUAAAACUUCUGUUAUCGCCUGUGGUAUGAGAUACUUCGUCAAAAGCAAGCUUGUGGUUUACAAAUUUCAAUUCAAAAGUUCGUAAUUCACUUCUGCUAAGAUGUUUUGUGAACGAGUUUUCAUAUUUCAUUCCUGUUAAAGAUAACUUUGUUUCGUCUUUGCUGCACACCUAAUAGCCAUUGUUUUUAUGUAUUUACGAAAAGAGAUUGCUAACCAAGAGGUUGUAUAAGAAUGCAUGCUACCUUUAAAUUCAACUCACAUGCAACACGGGAGAUUCCAGCUGUUGUCCUCCCUUACUUAAAAGUGCAUCCAAGAUUGUUCUUUUUCUAUGCCAUUGUUUCUCGAGAAAUGUGUACUUUCAGUUAUACUCAUCUAUCAUCAUAACUAGGGUUCUCACAGCAUGCACAAAUUGCACGACUUUGCCUAUUCUUCUUUCUAAACUACACUAUUUAAUUUAAUUUGCAUAAGUAAUUUAUGCCAAAAAGUGUAUAAAUUGAAAAUGUUGAUAAAACCAAGUUUAGAUUUUAACUAAAAGGUAAAUUUUUUUUAUGUAAACAAAUUUGUCUAAAAUUAUUGAUAUAUCACUAUUCAUAAUUUAGCAUUGUGGAAGAUAAUUAUUUAAUUGUUUUUCUUAUGUUUUUAAGAACAGAUAAAGGCGUAUUAGCCAAAAUCCUCAUGUGGAUUUUAUGUUUGUCUGUUUUGUUUUUUUUCUCUAGUUUAAAGCUGCUAGAUAUUUGGCUGAUCUAGACGUGUAGGUCACUGAAAGAACAUUGAAACCUGAUUUAUAUUGUAUACCUGUAUAAUAGACAAAAACAAAGAAAAAAUACUUAUUUAUAUUUUUUCCUUAAACAAUAUUUCAUGAAGCUGUGUAUAAUUUAAAGAGACUUUUGCAAGUAUGGUUUUGCCACCAUUUUGUUUCUUUGUAUAGUGUGUACAGUAUAUGUCUUUGGGCAUUACAAGGCCUCAUGAAGCAUACAAUCUUAUCAAAGGGAUAUCUUGUUAAUAAAAUAUACAUGAAUUAUA